CUAGUGUUGAACUUCUUGUCUGAGACAUACCAAUUUGACCAUCGAUCCCAGUCCACGGGCGUACUUCAAACCGCAGCACAGAUAUCAAAAUGCCACAGUACUCUACAGACAUAGUGGACAGAAGAGAAGAAGCCCUUGAGAACAUCUGUGUUGCCAAUGGUACAAAAGGCCAGUCUGAAGGUUUGCUGAAAGAAGCCUCUGUUGGCAAUGGCUGCCGAUCGAGAACCAGUAUUGGGUCGAAUCGUCUAAAAAGGUCAAAACCGGUCAAAUCGAAUGCCACCAAACCACCCUACAUGCUUAAUGGACUUUUAAACCAUGGCUUUAAGGACAAGGAUACACAAGCAGCACCUGCAAGGACUAAGACGAAACACAGCAGCACCUUUUCAACUAUCAUGGGUCCUGGCAGAAGCAGUCAUAGCAGCGCUCCAGGUGGCAUCUUGAUAAACCGGACCGCCAGAGAGGACCACGCAUCGUCCACUUCUAAGCAACCGGCAACCGAACCCAGCCCACCUGCGAGUACCAGGGCAAGGAGCCUGAGAUGGAGAAGGAAAAACAGCUAUAAGAAGAGAGACUCACUGCACGCAUGUCCUGAGAAGCCAACACAGCACAUGACGCCGCCACUAGAGGAUGAAGACUGGGAAAAGGAUUGCCAGGCCAAUGUGGAGAAGAGAGUCCAACCUUCUGGUCAAGAAGAUGUGCUGCAGUUGACUUUGCAGGGUUUAUCACUGGAUCAAUGGGAGGGUUUGGGAAUCGGACCCAAUUACAACCCAGCCAUACACCAUUCACAUCCCCUGCAGUGGCACUGCCCUGAAAUCGCUGCAGAACCUGAACAGUUUGCAGACGCAGAUGAGUAAACCAAAGAGACAUUCCAUGUUCCUACCACCAUCACUCAAUUGGAUGGAAGAUAGUUUUUGACCUGAGCAGGUAGAUACUUUGGGAAAAUGAAUAGGUUAUAAUAAACAUUCAUGCUGUCAUGGCAUCAAUUGAUUUAUUUUGCUGUGGCUUUACAUUUGGAUUUUAUAUACCGGUAGGUUUUUUAUGUUGUGAUGUAUGUGUGAUUUGUGAAUGCUUCUCUUUUAAGUCUGUCUUUUUUUAAAUUAUUUUAGUGGGGUUAAGUGCUUUUAAUGUUUCAACUAGUUAUAGCAAUAUUUGUUUUUAGGCCCUUUUGUUUUGUCAGUUUUAGUGAAUCACAUCCAGGCACAGUUAGCAAUACUACAAAAUGUCAUGAGUUGUUCUGACCCAUGGUUUCAGUUUCAGUACCUGAAUAAAUCAAAUGUUCU
Messenger RNA from Nerophis lumbriciformis (worm pipefish), 1280 nucleotides. RefSeq lists its product as uncharacterized. The record is from RefSeq and is a predicted model, not a curated record. Lineage: Eukaryota; Metazoa; Chordata; Actinopteri; Syngnathiformes; Syngnathidae.